Gryllus bimaculatus (two-spotted cricket) is the source of this 8134-nucleotide messenger RNA. Lineage: Eukaryota; Metazoa; Arthropoda; Insecta; Orthoptera; Gryllidae. The record is from the annotation of a GenBank genome assembly.
ACAAUUUUAUGAUAACAUGGCUACAGCUGCGAGAAUGGGUAGUGUGUGUAGUAAGUGAUCGCAUUACAACGUUGUUGUAACUGUGCUUGUGUCAAUGACAUCUUUUGAAACCUAUACAAAUGCAGUGUGGUGAGCUCGUAUAUCGAAAAGUGACCAUCAUGACGCAGGGAAGUGAUUCUGUGGAUAACAGACAAAAGAAGCCAGAAAAGGAGAGUAUCCAUUCUGGCCACUUCAUGGUGUCUCAUUUUGAGGCAGAAGCUGAGGACGAUGAAUGUGAUGUUGCUGUUCCAAUUCCAAAUGAAGAUGCAAAGUUUGUUGCUGAACCUUCCAGUUUUAAUCAUGUUGAGAAGAGUACACAACAAGUCUCCAUUGAAACAUCUCUCACCAAACUUUUCCAGUGCAUGUCCUUGGCAUACAGACAAAAACUGACUUCGCCAAGAUGGAAUCGUUUCAAAGGCAUCCGGUUGCGAUGGAAGGACAAAAUUCGACUCAACAAUGUCAUAUGGCGUUGUUGGCAUAUGCAAUUCAUUAUGAAGCAGAACACAAUGGUGUGCCAGUUUGCCUCUCCUCUGGAUGUGGACACACACAACAAGCCAGAGCUUCAGACAGACAUGGACAUGUUUGAUUGGCAGCCACAUAGCAAUGACAGCAAUUCAAUGAAUUCAAUGAUGGUGGAUGAAGAUUACAUGGAAUUUAUGAGUGAUACCCUCUUUUCUACCAUUCAGUCAAAUCAGCCUUUUGCAUUUCCUGAUCCUAGAGAAAUCGCAAGAGGAGCUGGUCUUGCAGACUUCAUCCAACCAAGUUUAGUUCAACUCCAGCCCAACCUAGAUGAUUUCAUGGAUACUUUGGAACCAUUGCAAGAUCUUGUAUCUUUGUCGCACAUUAUGAAACUGCCAUCAGUUCCAGAAGAAUGUGUAGUUGAUGAUCUAUAUCGUUCUACAAGAUCAAAUGCAGUGACAUUUCCUGAAGUUUUGGAUAACCAAAAUACAUCAUUACAAGUGCAAUUAUCACAACACCAACAACAGAAGCAGCAACAGCAGCAACAUCACCAGCAAUUACAACAACAAAUACAGCAACAGAUUCAACCUCAACAACUUACAACUCAACUACCUCAGCAGCAGCAGCAAACACAACAAAACCUUCAAUACACUGCUACUAUAUUUGCACAACCAGAAGUUUCAUCGUCAUUUCCCCCUGCUACAAAUCUAAUUACAAGACCUCAAGAUUUUGCUCAAGUUUUGGCAACUUUUGAAGAAUAUUUUUAUUUAAAAGUUUUGGAACCCAGAUAUUUAAAGCUGAAGAAUCUAACUUUGUUUGUGGUUCCUGGGUAUAAAUACCCCACAUCUUCUCCCCCCACACUACCUGCUGCUGCAGGAGACCCUCCCCUGAAUGCAAGUGUGUCUCCCCCACGCAGGCAGAAUGUUCGUUCUAAUAGUCUGACCUCUGAAGAUGACUUCUUUGCUGUACCUAAGUUCAACAAAAAUAAGCUGCACAUUCGGAAGACAGUUAGUGGAUCUUCGCUUGCAACUCCAACAACUCAACGUCAACAUCCUCCGCCACUGGUGUCGACAAAUAGCGAUCCAAAUCUACCAACUGUUUCCAGUAGCACUUUGCAGCCUCUUCUAGCCCAGCUUCUGUCUACAAAUGCAAACAAUGGAGUCUUUAACUUCACUGGAGCAUCAGACCGAUUCAAGAGCUCACAAGUUGUGCCUAUUCUUCCAAUGCCAACACAAGGCAUGAAUAAUACUGCAAGUUCUGGAGCUUCACAAGCAUCGUUGCCUCAAUCAACGACAGCACUGCUUAUUACUACUCCUGUAACAAUGACAUCUGUUGCUCCAUUGUCAUCAUCUGGCACAACUCAACCACCCAGUGGUAGUCAUGUGCUCCUUAACACUUUCCCUGCCAGCCGAAAGCCCACGUAUUCUCCUGAUAGCUCCUCCAGCUCAAUGGGUGUUGGUUUAUGCUCGUUGGUGCCUUCCCUUAAUGUGCCACCUAUGGCUCCGCCAAAGCCUCUUUGUGUGAGACCCGAUUCAGCUAGUCAGCGGAUUCGAAGACCGGACUCUACUCCUCCCAAGCAAGAACAUAGGAGGGAGUGCCACACCAAGGCCGAGCACAAGAGGCGAUGCAACAUCAAAAAUGGCUUUGAUAUGUUGCACUCCUUAAUUCCUCAAUUACAUCAAAAUCCAAAUGCCAAACUUAGUAAGGCUGCAAUGCUUCAAAAAGGAGCUGAUUAUAUCCAGCAGCUGCGGGCAGAGAGGGACCAGUUAAGAGAUGAAAUGCAGAACUUGAAACAUGAAAUUGAAUGUCUCAACCAAUCAAUUAGCAAUUGCCAGUCAAUGUUGCCAGCUACAGGUGCUCCUGUGUCCAGACAAAGAGCUAGUAAAAUGAGGGAAAUGUUUGAUGAAUAUGUACCUGUGCUGAAUUCUUUAAGGUACCUGUCAACAGCAACUGAGAUUCUCACUGAUCCAUCCAAGCUGCCGGAAGAAGCUCGCAGGGCUGUUCUAAAGCAGGAUCAUCAGCAUUGAUAGUGAGAAUGUGCCAUAAGUGGCAAGUGACACAACAUUGAAACAAAACAUUGUUUACAAUCUUCGUUGCCUACUAACACUUUUUAAGGGCUUUUUCCAGCCAAAGUCAGUUACCUUCUACACUCCAAAAAGGAGUAUCCCAAACCUUACCCUAGACACUAAUGAACAUGUGGGGGUCCUUGGAUCUGGAAUCAACAGAAUGAGCCCUUCAUAACACAUAUGAAAGACACAGAACAACAUUAUUUCCAAGGCAGGAUUUGGAUUCAUGACCUUUUACACCAGGUGCUGAGUCAGUACACACUAGCCAUAUUGGCAAUCCAGGCCAGCACUACUACUUUUCUAUAAAUAGUUUUUCAGAGAAAUUGUACAGGAACUGUCUUUCAAAACAAACUUUUGUAUUGUGGAAGAAUACAUUUUCCAAUGUAUUUCUCCCCCUCCCUAAAAGCCAACAUUUUUAUGUAAUAUAAUUUUAGAGAAACUAUCUGUGAUGGAGGCAUAUGGAUUAAAUUUUGUUUAAAACAAUGUGUCAAAAAAUCUUCAUAGAUUUUUUUAAAGUUCUUGUAAUGGUUUGCCUCUGUUGAUGUGGUUAGUUUGAAUUUUGCUCAUUGUUACAUGGUUAUCCUAAAAUUGGUCUUUUAAUCUCUGAAAGAGGACUGUUGAAAUUUAAUUCUUUGUUGUUUUUUUUGUUUUUUUAAACUAGUGAGGAAAAGUUAAAACAGAUGUUUGUGUCAUUUUGUAAACAAAAAUUUGUGUGAACAUGUGUUCAAGUGAAUGCAAUUUGUUUCCCAUUGUGCAAAUGGAACUUAUGUGAAUAUGGGUGUGUAAAUGUUAAAUAUAGAUUAUCAGACUUGUAAAUAGUGAUUAGAUGGUUAUUUUCUGAAUGUAUGAUAUGAUUGUACCUGCAGAAGCAUGGAUUGUGAAGGAUGAUUUGUCUUAAAAGUUCAGGAACUGUGAUACACUCAUUACAAUUGUGGCAAGAUGUACUCUUGUACCAACAUUAGUGUAAAAAGGCAUGACUUAAAGACCAGAAUUUCUUCUCCUGAGUUAAAAGUUUUUAAAAUAUGCAUUGUGUUCAGAUAUGUAAUAAGGACAAUGUUGUGUGGAAAAUGAAAAGUGGUACUCAGUGCACAGAGUGCACAGGGGUAGAGAGAUAUUGAUGUAUGAUUUUUGUUCUGUAUGCUCAUCAUUGUAUUCACUCAUGAAUUCAUUGGAAGUAAAUAUUAACCAGUGAUUGCAUUUUUUAUGAUUCUGUUGUUUCAAAAAUUGCAAAGGCAAAAGGUUUUUAACUUGGAAAAUGAAAACAGUGAGUUGUAUUAAGAGGAAUAUUUUUUGAAGUGUGAUUUCUCAGGUUUUGCUGUCACUGAAUUUACGAAAUGUUGUUUUGUGUGUGAAUACUAGUCGAAAAUCUGCAUAAAAAAGGUGCAGAACAUAAUUUUAUAUUUAUAAUUAUGUGAUAUUAAUGUUACAGAAUUAAAUGACUUUAUUUUGGUCUUACCAGUGAUCAUUACUUUGUGUUCUUUGUCUGGUACAGAUUUUUGUACAGUAAGUAUUUUUUUAUCUUCAUGACAUUCAAUAAUUACCUUCAAUUAUUGCAGUGAGUUUUAAUCACAGAUGUGUUCUAAGUUUGUUUUUGGUUUUGAACCGUCUUUAACAAACAAAUUUAGAAAAACUUUGUUGCAGAAUCAACUUAAUUAAGCUCUAAGUUGGAAAAACAAUGUUAUUUAGUUCUAAUAAUAACUUGAUCAUUUAUGUUUUAUCAGUAAAAUUUUUCUGAAACUAAUCUCAAAAUGUUUAAAUUUAUAGAAAGAAACCAAAAAAAAAUAAAAAGUAAUAAAAGGUUUUGACAUUAUUGCCAUUUAUAAUUCUUAACUUAUUUGAUCUCUUAUAAUGACUGAACACCAUUAUUUUAACUUUCUUGUUCAAUGAUUUUUUUUCAUUUCUUCUCUAAUUCCUGUAUGAAUUCGUCUUUGAUUCAAGUUAGAGCAUUGUAAAUUCAAGAUGUACUCAUGUUUUACCUCAAGAGGAAGAAUAAUGAGAAAUUUAAUCAACAAAAAGGACAUGACAACCAACUUAACAAUAUGUUUUGAACAGUUCUUGAAUUGAAACAUUCUGACAAUUGCAUUGUAUAUGAAUAAAAAACUUUUUAAAGAAAAAAUAAAAUAUUCCCUUUCAGCUUCAUCUUCGAAUUAUUGGCAUCUUUCCCAAACUAAUUGAUGUGAAACUUUGUUAAAACUCAAUGCUCUUGCUUCAAUUUUGUACUUCCCCUAGUAGAUGUGUCCUUACAGAAGUUAAGUUUUGGAAAUAAUCCUGUGUGUGCUACAUUUUUUUUAUAUUUAUCGUGAGAUUGUUUUCAUUACUUUUUAUAAUUUAAAUAAGAAUAACAGUUUUGAUGGGAAGAGAGUGUAUUAACAGUCUCAAGAAUAUAUGAAGAGUAUGAAAAGGAAGAAAUGAGAAAAAGAGUAUUGUGUAGUGCUUUGGUAGGCAAAUCAUUUGUCUUUGAAUCACCAAGCAAAACCACAUGUUUUCUUGAGCUCCAAAUUCCUUAUCCCUGGUUCUUUACAACAUUAAUAGACUUGUGAAUAAAAGGUAGCAAUAAGCAUUGAUGACAGCUUCUGCUAACAAAUUUUUGCUUUUGUGUUAUAGAAACUAUUUGCAUCAAAAAACAAUUUACAGAUUUGAUAUACUUCAUAGUCCUGCUGCCAGUGUAACCAAUCUCCCCCCCCCCCCCCCCUUGCAUGUUAAUAAAUCAAAGCUCAAGAUAAUGUGCACAGAUUGUAUAAUAUUUUGUUUGAUGAUAAAAAGCAAUACAAAAAGAAUUAUUUUGACAGCAGUCAGCAUUAAUUUGAGUGCUGUAAAAUGAAAUAUAAAAAAAGGAGUAUAUUAAUUUAAUACAUUUUACUUAAUUUAUUAUAUACAAAUCAAUCUCGCAUAUUUUCAGCUGAUUGUCAAGGACAGAAAAGGAAGAAAGCAAUUUUAUUGAAGUGCCUUUAUAAGCUAAUUUCGACAAGUAUUUACAACAUGUGCUAUUUUCAUAAAGUAUACAGAAAAUCUCUCUUUGAAAGAAAUUGCAAGAGACUUAAUGUACUGGCUUAGAAUUUUAAAAAUUUCAUUAAUAUUGAUAAUCUUCAAUGUUAUAUCAAAAUGAAUAUCUACACGGUAAAACCUAUUAAAUCCUUCAUCUCAAAAAUAUUAAAUAACUCAGUUUGUAAUUUUUUAUUGAACAUUCUUCAGAACCCUCAUUAACACAUUGUAUGGAAACAUCAAAUAAUCUCACUUUAUGUUUAUGAACGGCUUUUGGAAGAAAUGGUGCAAAUAUUUGCAAACCUUCUGAAUUGACUUCAUCCAAAUAAUAUAUUUUUCUAAUUGUGUAAAGUUUUUUCUUACUACAUUUUCAAAAUUUUAUAAUUCGUCUGGUGGAGUAAAUUGUAAAUUUGAAUUUUUGAGAUAAAUUCUUAUUUUGUAUAAAUAUUGUUCUAUAUGUUAAUUUAAUAUAUAAAUGUAGUUAAUGGUUAAAAAAGAGUUAUUUAAUCUUCACAUAGAAGUUUAUUUGGAAGACAUGUAAACACUUCACCCAACAAAAUAGUUUCUGUCAAGAACGUAAGCUACAAAAAAAAAAUGAAUACAAUAUUUGUCAAUUGUAGUGUUACUUUUAAUCUGUUGAGUAUAAAGAUUUUUAUUCUUUCUGAUUUUUAAUUAGAUUAUGUACAGAACUGAAAUGAAUGUGUGUGAUUAAAAGCUCAUACAUAUAAGAUUUCACAGAGAACCCUUUAAGAAAAGAAUUAGAAGAUUUAAGUGCUUGAAUUAAUUCCAUUCCAACUUAUUUAUUUCUAUUUAAACUUGUUUUUACUGUGUGAAGCAUAGCUUUCCAAUUGAGUAUUAUUUAAUUUGUAAAUUUACUUUACCUCUGGAAAAUUUUAUUGUAUUUUGUGAAGAAGGGAAAAUUUAUUUUCAGUUUUCUUCCAUUAUUAUGUUUUUGAAUAUUUUUGAAACUGUAUUAAGUUAAAAUAUUACACCAUUUUUUUCUCCAUCUACUGACAUUACCUUUGAACAUUAGAAGAUAAACCAUGCCAGUUUGCAGCUUUGAUUAGUUCUUGUCAGUACAUUUGCUACUUCUCUUGCAUUGAAUUUGGUUUCAACGUUUAUUAAGUGAGUGAGUAUUAGUACAAUUUUUCUCUUGCUUUCAUUCUUUGUUGCUUACAAUAUCACAAGAGUUAAUUUUUAAUUCCUUAUUGAAACUUUUACAGUUGUACUUUUUGACUAACUUUAAAUUGUUACUUUGCAAAAUUAAAACACUUAGGGAAUUGGGUUCAGAAGUGAAUUUUUUCCAUAAAAUUAUUUUGAAAAUAAUCCAUACUUUUUGGUCUUGGACUGUGAAAGUUAAGAUCAAAGAGUUUAUGAUGCAAUGAGCAAAUCCAUUUCAGAUUUCAAUGUAUUAAAGUGUUUCAGUGUAUUAUGUAAUUGUCUCUAUAAACAGCCUUAAUCGAAUUGUAAUGCAUAAUGUGAGCCCUUAUUUAUUGUUACAUCAAAAUGCUCUAGAAACUACAACCAUAGAAUUGAAACUACAAGUUUGACUCUUGCUUCUAAAAAAAUUAAAAAGAGAAUGCUAGGUUAAUUUGAUCUGUUUUCUAAUAUUUAGUCAAGUGCAAAUGUAGUACAUAAAUGUUUAAUCAUUGAUCAUACAUUUUUUCAUAAAAGCUAAAUCCAUUGUGACUCUGUGUAUAACUUUUUUUUCCCCUGGCAAAACUAACAUUUAAUUUUGAAGCAUAAAAAAUACAACCAAAAUAAAUUUCCAAAAAAUCAAAAGGAGUAUGUUUUGCAUCUAUUAUCUGACUUACUUUUUACUUCUUUAAACGCAAGUCUUUUAAUGCAGUUCUAUGGAUAUCUCAUUGAAUCUAUUAGAGGAGAUUUCAGUGAAUAUAUUGAAGAAAGUUUGUAGGUCUCAGUUUCAACGAGCAAUUUCGUCUUCCAAUUUUUUUCAUAAUUUAGAAAGAAACAAAGUUAAAACUAUUAGUAUCUCCAAUGUUCAGAAAACAUCAGAUAAUUUCAUUUAAAUGAUAUAUCUACGAACUGCCAUUAAUUUUACCAAGAAAAGAGAGAAAUGGAAAUAUUAAUGAAAAAACAACAAUUUAUUAUUGAAACCUUGAACGAGUAUGCCAUUUAUAAUUAUCCUUCAUGAUCUUCUGUAAAAAUUACCUCAAAUAAUUUGAGUAAAUCCAACUAACUGGUCUGUGAGCGCCAAUUAUCUGCAUGAAACUUGGCACAUUAAGAAUAUCUUUGACAUGAUAAUUCGUGAAGGGAACUGUAUAAUUUUGUUUAAAUGAGAAUAUUGUUGUAAAUAUUCUGCACUAGUACAAAAUGUUCUAUUUAAUUAUUGUUUUGUAGAAUUAUUGUUAAUGAAUAUGUUAAUGUGAGUUUUAUAAAUUACUAGUAGUUUGUUAUUUUUGUCAUUUAAGUUAGAGGGUUGAUUAUGAUUUGUUAAUUAUUUGUGUAUGUACAUAUAUAAAAAGGCAAUUUAUACAUAAAGUUAAAAGAAUUUCGUACCAGCAAUGAGAAUUUUAUUGGAAAUUCCUCUUUGUUAGUAUUAACAAACAUUAAUAUCCUUAAAUUUC